Malania oleifera is the source of this 1109-nucleotide messenger RNA. RefSeq lists its product as uncharacterized. Lineage: Eukaryota; Viridiplantae; Streptophyta; Magnoliopsida; Santalales; Ximeniaceae. The record is from RefSeq and is a predicted model, not a curated record. The transcript is spliced from 3 exons. The coding region runs from base 148 to 762 and encodes 204 amino acids.
CCCCUCUCUCAUUAAUGUCAUUUAAACACGUCCCACCUAAACAGAUAAGUCCCCACCCAGCAGUCCAGCAACCCCCUCCCCCCGCCCCUCUCCUUCUCCCUCUCUGUGGAAUUAUCCAUAGCCAUAUUCGCCAUAGACGCCACAGACAUGAACUCUCCUACACUCUCCCUUGUCGACCAGGAGCAACUCGUUGAGAAGCUCCAAAUAUUCAAGAUUCAAGGACGGGACAAGCGCGGCCAUAAGCUCCUCCGCGUCAUCGGCAAGUUCUUUCCCGCUCGGCUCGUGAGCGUGGAAGCAUUGAAGAAGUACCUGGAGGAGAAGAUCUUCCCGGCGCUGGGAGAUCGGCCGUUCUCGGUGGUGUACGUUCACACGGACGUUCAAAGGGCCGAGAAUUUCCCUGGAAUCUCCGCCCUACGAUCAAUCUACGAGUCGCUCCCGAUCAAAGUCCGAGAUCAUCUCGAGGCUGUUUACUUCUUGCACCCGGGCCUUCAGGCCCGGCUCUUCUUCGCUACCUUCGGUCGUCUCCUUUUCAGCGGCAGCUUGUACCGGAAGCUCAAAUACGUGAACAGAUUGGAGUUUCUGUGGGACCACGUUAGGAGGAACGAGAUCGAGAUGCCGGAGUUCGUGCACGAUCACGACGAGGAGCUCGAGUACCGUCCGAUGAUGGACUACGGGUUGGAGAGCGAUCAUCCGAGAGUCUACGACGCCGCGCCGGCGGUAGAUUCGCCGGUUUCUAUGUAUUCCAUGAGGUGUAUUGCCUAGAUUAGGACGAGGAUCGGCGCCGGUGCCGGAGAAUUGGCCGUCGUCGUCCCGGCCGGCGAGCGGAAUACCGUUGUGGACCUUUCUUCUGAUUUUGUUGCGGGCGUCUGUUAGGGAUUUCUGUUCAUAUUGUAAAAAGGUGUGCGCGUGAAGAAUGUAAUUUAGGGAAUUGCGCGUUAAUUUAUUGUUUAAUUGUUUAAAAUAGAUAGAUAGGGUUGGAUCCAAGGAGGCGUAGGUUCGUGGCUGUGUGUUUCCGUCGUGGGCGGCAUGCUCAUUCUCAAGUCAAUACCCUUUUGAAUUUGGCCUUGUUGGAUGGAUGAAUUUAAAUUUUAAUGUUUGGGAUUUAAAAA